Betta splendens (Siamese fighting fish) is the source of this 2939-nucleotide messenger RNA. RefSeq lists its product as uncharacterized. Gene Ontology annotation, biological process: positive regulation of T cell proliferation; negative regulation of T cell proliferation; T cell costimulation. Gene Ontology annotation, cellular component: external side of plasma membrane. The record is from RefSeq and is a predicted model, not a curated record. NCBI's taxonomy places the organism in Eukaryota, Metazoa, Chordata, Actinopteri, Anabantiformes, Osphronemidae. The transcript is spliced from 6 exons. Bases 165 to 803 code for a protein of 212 amino acids.
UGUUGUGUCAUGUGACUGUCACGCGUUUAGCUCUCGCACAGUUUAAAGCACUUCCUGCUUUGUUAUAGUUCGCAGACUUUCGAUCAGUACGUUCAGAAAGUAAUUAGUAAAUACAGUCAUGUAAACGUAGACGACUUGUUGCUCAGUCGACUGCGGACAAGGUGAUGAUGAUGAUGAUGAUGAUGAUGAUGAUGAUGAUGAUGAUGUGGCUCCUUCUCCCUCUCAGCCUGAUCUCCUCUGUCUGGACGUUUCCUCUGGUCGUGUCUCCGACCUAUCAGACAGUAGAGGACGACAACGUCACCAUCAGCUGGGACUUUGACACAAAAACCGACCUGUCCUUCACCAACCUCAAGUGUCGUUUACUGUCAGAACCUCCCAAGGUUUUAUAUCAGAUGACAAGCGGUGCUGAGGGAGCAGAGUCUCAUCAACAGUUUUCAGGACGGGUUCAGUUGGACAAAGAAGCUCUGAGAGGAGGACGAUUCAGACUCAUUCUGUCCAACGUUGCAGCUGAAGACUCUGGAACCUACAGGUGUGACGUGGCUGCCAAUUAUGAUGAGACCAUGAGGACAUGGGAAUUUACCACCUCAGAAACGUUUGUGCUGAAUGUGAGUCAGAUCUCUGACGGAGACGGCGUCGUGUCUCCCAAUACAGCGACGAGGCCUGAAGGUUCCAGGACCACACGAGGAGAUCAGCUCUACGACUACAUGGUUGUGGCUACGCUCAUAGGAGCUCUGCUUUUAAUGGUUGUGGCAGCUGUUGGGAAGUUGCUCCAUGACAAUCCUCCACACAAAGGUCCAGAUUGAGCUGAAGCAGCACCAGCGUGAGCAAACUGGAAGCAAACGCUGACAUUGUGGCUGCAGAAGCUAAGAGGAGGCAGUGCAGUGUGUUUAUACUGGUGACGCAUCAUCUGUCAUCCUGCUCCCUGUGUGGGUAUGAUGGGAUCUAAGCAUUGUGGCCUGAGGAGGCAUCAGAUGAGUUCAGAGCUAAACUCACUCCUUCUCCACCUGUUUCUACCUCUUAUUUACAUUAAGCUGGGCCACCUUCAAUACAAAGUGCCUUCAAUCUGCUCUCAGAUCAGUGAGUAGCAGCUCAGUGUCCAUUAGUUUCAUUGAAUAAUACUCCAGAAAAGCUGUGUUAAUGUGUCUUCACAAACCUUUCAACUCUGUUUUAUAAUAAAUAGCAUUAACGUUAGGAGCCGUAGAUCAAAUCUGCUUCAAGGCAGCAACAGCAAAACAAAAGGCUUCAGUUCUACACGUGUGAGCGAGUUCAAGUUAUUUCAGACAUUAUAUUUAUCUGUGCACUUUAACUGUUCUCUCUAUGAGGAACGUCUAUUUUUCUCAAGGAUGUUGAAAGUGAUUCUACUUGUUAAUUUCAUCAUAUGGUGAAAUCAAAGCAAACCAGCAGGAAUAAGGAACAACCAUUCACACACUCAUACAGAAUGUUUAAGAUAAGCUCAGUCUCAACACUGUUAAUUUGAUGGGACUUAAUGUUAAUUUAUUUAUAUCUUCUCUUACAACUUGAUUUACUGUAUGAGGCCACUUCACAACAAGUGACAUUUCAUUACAGAAUUUAAAGACACAUAACAUUUAAUCCAUGUGUUACCAUUUAAAUUUCUGUGAAAAGCAUCCGUCUUAUCGGAUUUGUAUGUUGUUUUUAUAAAUUAAUACAAGAAUUCAGUGACUGUAAAUAAAACAGAAUGUGUUUAAAAACUGUCUUCAUUGUAUAUCAAUACAUUUGAAAUUGUGAGUGUUGUCUGUGUCUAAACUGACUUAGGGUGUGGCACAAGCAACAUUAAUUUGAUGCUGCUCUGAUCAGAUGUGUACAAAGCUGCAUUAUACAGUGAAUGUGAAUGACUUGGAUGACAUCAUUCAAAUUUGGUUAUUGAAGUUGUGUCAUUUAGUGUUUACAGAGUCUUUCUUUUAUUGUCUCAGCCAAAACCUCGACUCCAUGCACAGUAACAUGUCUGAGCUCACAGGGAAAGUCCUCAGGCCUCAUCUCUGAUCUCUGGGCACCGUCAUCAGCCAGGACCUCAAGUGGAGCAGUUCCACCUUCCUGUGAAGAUGCUGGACAACUUCUCCAUCACAGUCUGUUUGCUGCAGCCACGGCCAGAGACGAGGCCAAGCUGCAGAGAAGGUGAGCGGCUGCCACCUCCCGUCUCUCCAGGACCCGCAGACGUGCAGCCAGGACUGUAGUCGACCCGUCUCACCCAGGACAUGAACACUUUGAGCCCCUCCCCUCUGGCAAGAGGCUCCGGUCCAUCAGGACCAGGACCUCGCGCCACAAGAACAGCUUCUUCCCAGGCAGUCAGUCUAUUGAGCUGUGCUCCCUACAGGACCUGGCAAUAAAGCUUUUUCUGAUUCUGAUUCCAAGAGUGGGAACACAAACCUACCACAAGGGGGCGGAAGAGUUAGAUGAGCAAAUUUAAGGAAGAAAAUCAGACACAAAAGAUCAUGAAUAUGAUAAGUGGUGCUGAGUUUCAGUAUAUAGUCACAUAUUUCAUUUCAUUGAUUUGUUGCAUUAUGAAAUUAGACAGUUUCACACUUUAUAGACUUGACACAUUCUUACACAUCUUUCAGCUUCUUUAAGUUGUAAACAUGGGAUUUGUUCAUUUGCAGAAUCACUGGAGUCAUUAAAACUUGCAGACGUUCUGUACCUGCUGAGGGAACUGUCCUUUGGUGUGUGCUAAAUAUUUUAGAGGCAUUUUAGGCCUCAGCAGCCCUCUAUGUCACCGUGUGCUGGCAGGGACAGACCCCGCUUCUGUCCUGGACUGACUGUACUGAGCACCAUCCAGGAUGCGGUGGCCAAACUACCGUCCAUCAUAGACAACCCCUCCACCACUGUGGAGACUAAGUGUCCUCCCCACAGCCAUCAGACUGUGCAGUGUGUAAAUAAUGAGACCAUGUGUACACACAGUGAAUACAAGUCUAGAUUCAAGAGUU